Messenger RNA from Herpailurus yagouaroundi (jaguarundi), 2092 nucleotides. It is a transcript of the gene CHST4, whose product is annotated as carbohydrate sulfotransferase 4. Gene Ontology annotation, cellular component: Golgi membrane. Gene Ontology annotation, molecular function: N-acetylglucosamine 6-O-sulfotransferase activity. Lineage: Eukaryota; Metazoa; Chordata; Mammalia; Carnivora; Felidae. Bases 192 to 1328 code for a protein of 378 amino acids. Gene Ontology annotation, biological process: protein sulfation; N-acetylglucosamine metabolic process; carbohydrate metabolic process. The transcript is spliced from 2 exons. The record is from RefSeq and is a predicted model, not a curated record.
CACUAUUUUGGCAGAAGGGAGAGGGCAGUGGAAUUCGUUCUGAGUAGGGACGGUUACGCAAAAUGCAAGGAGGAAGAGGAAGCUGAUAGGGGAAUUGGUGAGUCAGAAGAGAAAAGGACGACUUGGCUAGCAGUGAGCCUCUCUAAAGCGGUGGAGAAGCCUAAGCCAUUAUCAAGGUCCUCCACUUCAGCAUGAUGCUGCCAAAAAAAAUGAGGCCACUGCUGUUCCUGGUUUCCCAGAUGGCCAUCUUUGCUCUAUUAUUCCAUCUAUAUGGCCACAACUUCAACUCCCUGUCCACGAAGGAGGAGCCCAAGCCCAUGCAUGUGCUGGUCCUGUCUUCCUGGCGCUCUGGCUCCUCUUUUGUGGGACAGCUUUUUGGGCAACACCCGGAUGUCUUCUACCUGAUGGAACCUGCCUGGCACAUCUGGAUGACCUUCACAGAGAGCACUGCCUGGAGGCUGCAUAUGGCGGUCAGGGAUCUGAUACGUGCCAUUUUUCUGUGUGACAUGAGUGUCUUUGAUGCCUACAUGAAACCUGGUCCUCGGAGACAGUCCAGUCUCUUCCAGUGGGAGAGCAGCCGGGCCCUGUGUUCCCCGCCUGCCUGCAAUGUGUUCUCGCGGGAUAUGAUCAUACCUCAGGCUCACUGCAAACUUCUGUGCAGUAAACAGCCUUUCGAGGUGGUAGAGAAGGCCUGUCGCUCCUAUAGCCACGUGGUGCUCAAGGAGGUACGCUUCUUCAAUCUGCAAGUGCUCUACCCACUGCUGAGAGACCCUUCCCUCAAUCUGCACAUCGUGCACCUGGUGCGGGACCCCCGGGCAGUGUUCCGUUCUCGAGAACACACCACAGAGGAACUCAUGACUGACAGCCGCAUUGUGAUGGGGCAGCAGGGGGAGAAACUCAAGAAGGAGGACCAGCCCUACUAUGUGAUGCAGGUCAUCUGCCAAAGCCAGAUGGAGAUCUACAAGGCUGUGCAGUCCUUGCCCACAGCUCUGAGGCAACGCUACAUGCUCAUACGCUAUGAGGACCUGGUCCGGGACCCCCUUGGCCGUACUGACCAAAUGUAUAAAUUUGUGGGGUUGAAAUUCUUGCCCCAGCUCCAGACCUGGGUGUACAACAGCACUCGAGGCAAGGGCAUGGGUAGUCAUGCCUUCCACACUAAUGCCAGGAAUGCCCUCAACGUCUCUCAGGCCUGGCGCUGGACCUUGCCUUAUGCAAAGGUUUCUCGACUUCAAAAAGUCUGCAAUGAUACCAUGACUUUGCUGGGCUACCACCUUGUCAGAUCUGAGCAAGAGCAGAGAAACCUGUCACUGGAUCUUCUGUCUACCUAGACCCUCUCCAAGUAAGUCUGCCAAGAGGGUUGAGGAGACUCUGUCCCCACUUGGCACCAGCCUCAGCCACAUUAACUGAAGUCUUCUGAGCCUUAAUUACAUUUCUAUCAGUGUACAUGUGAGCAUGGGUUGUGUCCACACAUGUUCAAGCUAGGAGAUCUCUGUCUCUACUCAUGCCAAGAAGAGAUUCAGGAACCUAUAUGAGCAGCACAUUACACUGCUGAAAAAGAAGUAUCACCUUUCUUCUCUUCUUGGCCCUCCUAUCUGUGUAUACCUCAAAGACUUUGGGGCCUGGGGCCCUAUUUGACACCACACAGUAUCAGUGGAGUAAAUCCAUAAACUUCUCUGUCCCCAGCGGGACAGGAAAACCAGUGAAAUGGGUCUUCUGCCAAAGAGCCCACCAGAAUAUUCCACAGGGAUAUGAACUCUGAGCCCAUGGAGCUUCUGGUGGAUUCAAAAAGGGAACAGAGAACAGGGUUGGAUGCUUACUGGUGAGGCUGGCCAUCACAGCUAUCAGUUGUCACAAAUACAAAGAUCUCUGCACAACAAACAGAGUGAGCUCUUAAACUCAUGGUGUGGCUGGGCCCCCUGUGGACAUCAUUUCCCCUCAGUGUUUUCCUAUCACCUAGAAGAUUUUGACUUGUGAAGCUGCCAUCUGUUAACACUAAAAUUCCAAAUAGGAUUCUGGUUGGAGUUUCCCCUUUUAUGCUUUGUACUUACUUAGUAAUAAACACUAAUUCUUAUAGAAUCCUAACCUGAUAGCA